AUGGCCGACUCAAUAACAUCCCACUCCCACACCCUCACAGCCCGCCCGUACAUGUUCCCCCCCGAGACGCGUGACCCGCGCCUCUCAGCCGUGGUUUCCCGUCUGAGCGAUCUCCCUGCCGAGAUCCGACUCAGCAUCUUUGAGCACGCCUUCCGCGGCAACCGCGUCGCCGUCACCGCUCAAUCAGGCUGCUACUGUGCCUCGAGCACGACGGGCCCUUACCGCGCGGACCACCAAUGGCUGCUGAAACUCAACACCGCGUCCUCGUCAAGUCCUACGUCCUGGCGACAACUGCAAGGCGAGGCCCAGCGCGCGUUCGUCCAGAUUGCGCUCUGGGAACUGCAUUGUAAGCGUGCGAUGGUGGCGUUCGUGCGCAGGAUGGCCAUGCUGCGUUAUCUGGGCGAGGUGCGUCAUCUGCGGCUGAGCGUGGAUGAGGUCGAGGUCGAGGUCAAUGUCGAUGCCGAGGUUGCGCAUGACCAUACCGACGCCCGGACCGACGUCGAUCUGCAUGUCUACGACAACGUCUGGAACCCACAGCGCGAUCUCGUCGUGUUUCCGAACUUACGGUCCGUGACGUUCGCGCCCUGGGAAAAGGGCUGGACCAUCACGAUCCCCGAGCGGCUUGGGUCCCGCCCUCUCUGGGACGAGAAUGUCAUGCCGAGGAUGUGGCGUGUUUUGGAGUCCAAGGAAGCGUAUAGGCCCCUGAGGGAGACUUUCGCGGAUAAAACCCGGGGGUAUACGUUGUAUUUCGUCUUUCCCAUUUGUUUUCAUCUGCCGUCGUCGCAGCCGCAGUCGCCACCGCCACGGCGACGGCCACGGCCACGGGAAGGAAAUGCCAAUCUUGACGUGGACGCGCCGAGGUCACCACUACCUCGGUGGCAGCUGUGCGUUUGGCGAGCGAAUCUGGAUCAUGGGAUCAUCGAGCGAGAUUGGCGAGAGAUGCACCUCGCGCAGGAGGCCACGUUGGAUUGA
This is a messenger RNA of Cladophialophora carrionii CBS 160.54, 972 nucleotides long. RefSeq lists its product as uncharacterized. Lineage: Eukaryota; Fungi; Ascomycota; Eurotiomycetes; Chaetothyriales; Herpotrichiellaceae. The coding region runs from base 1 to 972 and encodes 323 amino acids. The record is from RefSeq and is a predicted model, not a curated record. The transcript has a single exon.